Molecule: messenger RNA, 766 nt
Organism: Rhinichthys klamathensis goyatoka
Lineage: Eukaryota; Metazoa; Chordata; Actinopteri; Cypriniformes; Leuciscidae
Product: membrane-spanning 4-domains subfamily A member 4D
Exons: 8
Coding region: 116-709 (197 amino acids)
Cellular component (GO): membrane
Source: RefSeq, a predicted model, not a curated record
AAAAAGGAACUGUGGUGUGAGAACUGAUGAUGUGAGCUGCAUUUCUCAAAGAAACUUCUGCUAUCUGAGCAGAAACUUCAUCAAGACUUCACACACUUUAUUCUUCAGCCGACAAAUGCGGUACACGUUUAAGCCGGAUGACUGCAUGGUCAUCAGCAUCCCUCUGGGAAGCGUCAGGAACAUGAGAGAGGGGCAGCUGAUGCCCGAGAAAUUCACCUGCAUCUUCAAAGACACUUACAAGGUUUUUCUGAAAGGACGACCAAAGGAACUCGGGGCGGCUCAGCUCAGCAUCGGAGCGUUUGUCAUUUGCAUCGGCUUCCUCAUUGCUUUUGAUUACAGUUUGUCUCAUUUAGUGUACACCCUACCUAGUGCCCUGUUCAUUGCUAGUGGCAUUCUGACAUUUGCAGCUGGGAAGUCUCCGUUCAUGCCCGUGGUGAAACUGUCCUUCGUAUUCAACAUUAUCAGCCUUUUCUGGUCCAUCGCAGCUAUAGUUCUCUGCUCGCUGCUAAAUGACAGAGGGAAUACAUUUAACAGCAGCACAGAUGACAUUUCAAAGACCCGUAUGUUUGUAGGGCUGAAGGUGGUGAUCGGCGUGUUGUGUGGGUUGGAGUUGAUUCUGGCUCUGGUUCUGAUCUACUGGGAGAGUAAAGCCAUAUGCAGAUCUCAUUUCAACACACUGCCCAUGAUCACUAUCAAGCAAGACGUUUGAUUGGACAGCGAGAUCGAAACACUUUGAGGCGUGGAUUUCUCUGUAUUUCUUUAAUUG